UUUUUUUUUUUUUGUAUACUACGAAAUUAUUGGACUUUUGGUUUUAAAGAUAAUUAUACAAGAUUUUGUUAAACGGUUUUUAAGCAACGACAACAACAACAACAAGAGCAGUAACGACAAUAUGGUUUAUACGAAUCGUACGGAAAAAUGCAACUCGUCUACCGAAGAAACGGUAACCACGAAGAGUGAAAAACACUUUAAAGAUCAGAAGAAUGGAAACUACAGCGACAGCAACAAGAGCAGCCAAUCGACGAGUGCUAUUGGGGCGAAUAAUGCUUGGUCUAAGAAUGCCGCUGAAAGCGAUAAAUGGAAGUUUAAUAACAUGAUCAAGAAUAACCGGGACGCAUUUAAUAGCUUGCAUUUUAAUUAGUUUUGAAAGGCGGUUUGCCUAAAACAUACUUUAAACAUCCCACCUUACAUUAUACAGAUAACCUUUGCAAAGUGUACGAACGUGAGUUGUUUCUUAGCGAAAAAUUGCUUGGAGAAAACAAAUCAUGUUAACUACAUUAUGCAACGUGUGCCUGUAUCAAGCGGACCCUCUCAAUCACUCUCAUCAUCGAUUUAAUUUCCACCUAAAAAUUAUUUUCUGUUCUAAUGUUCCCAUCAAUAUUUAGGAAUAAAAAAAAACAAUUGUCAUAAAGAA
Molecule: messenger RNA, 643 nt
Organism: Glossina fuscipes
Lineage: Eukaryota; Metazoa; Arthropoda; Insecta; Diptera; Glossinidae
Exons: 1
Coding region: 122-370 (82 amino acids)
Source: RefSeq, a predicted model, not a curated record